AUGUGCUAUUACGGAGGUUGCUAUGGGGGCCUGGGCUAUGGCUAUGGCUCUGGUUAUGGCUGUGGAUGUGGCUGCUUCCGUGGCCUAGGCUGUGGAGGCUAUGGCUAUGGAGGCUGUGGCUAUGGAGGCCUGAGGUAUGGAGGCUAUGGCUAUGGCUGUGGAAGCUGUGGCUGUGGAAGUUGUGGCUAUGGAGGUCUGGGCUAUGGAGGCUAUGGCUGUGGCUGCUGCCGUCCAUCUUGCUAUGGAAGGUAUUCUUCUUAUGGCUUCUACUGA
Molecule: messenger RNA, 273 nt
Organism: Antechinus flavipes (yellow-footed antechinus)
Lineage: Eukaryota; Metazoa; Chordata; Mammalia; Dasyuromorphia; Dasyuridae
Product: keratin-associated protein 19-1-like
Exons: 1
Coding region: 1-273 (90 amino acids)
Source: RefSeq, a predicted model, not a curated record